Galendromus occidentalis (western predatory mite) is the source of this 1963-nucleotide messenger RNA. It is a transcript of the gene SamDC, whose product is annotated as S-adenosylmethionine decarboxylase. Gene Ontology annotation, cellular component: cytosol. Gene Ontology annotation, biological process: spermidine biosynthetic process; spermine biosynthetic process. The coding region runs from base 1 to 1008 and encodes 335 amino acids. NCBI's taxonomy places the organism in Eukaryota, Metazoa, Arthropoda, Arachnida, Mesostigmata, Phytoseiidae. The transcript has 5 exons. Gene Ontology annotation, molecular function: adenosylmethionine decarboxylase activity. The record is from RefSeq and is a predicted model, not a curated record.
AUGAGUGAAUCCAGUGAAGAGUUCCAGAGCGACUUUUUCGAAGGCACCGAGAAGCUACUUGAGGUCUGGUUCGGAACCCGCUCUGGAAAUGAAGGUCCGAAAAAAUGCGACCUCCGAGUCAUUCGCAGAGCUACCUGGGAAUCGAUGCUGAAACUCGUCAAGUGCGAAAUCAUUUCUCAAAUGAGUAACGAAGACGUAGACGCCUACGUGCUGAGCGAGAGCUCCAUGUUCAUCUCUAAAGAUCGCUUCAUCCUGAAAACAUGCGGGACCACAACACUGCUAUGUUGUGUAGAGGCCCUGCUCUACAUCGUGAACCAGUUCACUGGAUUCGACAAGGUUCGAGACGUGUUUUACUCACGAAAGAACUACAUGAGGCCCGAGCUCCAGGACAAGCCGCACUCUUCUUUCGAGGAAGAAGCUGCAGCGCUCGACACGUACUUCAAGGACGGCAAUGCCUACUGUUUGGGGAGCAUCAAUCGAGAUUGUUGGUACCUCUAUACGCUCCAAGGUCACCAUAUCAAUCGUGCCGACCAAACCUUGGAGCUCAUCAUGCAAGACUUGGACCCCCGCGUGAUGUCGAUCUUCACCCAGGCCGAGUCAAAUUCGGCUCUGGAGGCGACUCGGAAGUCCGGAAUCGAUACAAUAUAUCCAGGAGCGAAGAUCGACGACUUCCUGUUCUCCCCUUGCGGUUAUUCGAUGAACGGACUCAUCAAAGGCGACCACUACAUGACCAUUCACAUCACGCCAGAAGCUCAAUGUAGUUACGUGAGCUUCGAGACCAAUUUCCCUCACGACAAGUACGAUCAGGUCGUAUCGACGGUGAUGCGUAUAUUCAGGCCGAGCAAGUGUGUCGCCACCGUUUUCGCAUCGAAGGAUUCCGUGGCCUCGAGAGCUGUUCGACACUUCGACGAUCUCGCCGUGCAAGGCUUCCAACAGAAAGAACUCCAAAUGUGUCGUUUCACUGAGUACGAUCUCACUUUCGCUCUGUUCGCCAAGGCGCCCAGUUGAGGCCUGGCCGCGCGGGGGGGCCAUUCUUCCAGCGCGACUAUUCGAACUCUCAAGCCACCUAAUAGUUUUUGGAGCGACAAGGUCGCCCUGAUCGCUUUCCUCAACGUUCUCUACUCUCUGCUACUCCUAAAGACGCAUCAAAGUUUCUAUCAGCACCCUCCGCGUAAACAGCUAAUUGUGGUCGGAAAUCCGCUGUGGCGGCUUCGUUCCGUACCGUUCACCUGAUGAGGUUUUUAAAAAUUCUAAAUGAAAUUCAUCCUGAACUACGAGUCUCAUGGGGACUCCGUUCCAGCCGCUCCGCGCUGGAGCAGCCUCAGAGUUCGCUGAAGCGAGGACUGGUACUAGCUCACGAAGCGUCAUUGAUUUUGAUUCUCCGGCAAUGAGCCAUGAGCUCGAGAGCUUCCACGACCGGAUGGUCACGGACUCGAACCACGAUGACAAGUGGAAAUGAAUCACGGUGAACCCUGACGGGCAUCGUCGGACAUCAUGACUGCGGUUUGAGGCUUUGGCGACCGCUCGCCGAGCGACUCGAUUUUCUUGAUGAUCCCAGAUUAGGCCUGCUCGAUCUCCCCAUCGGUCGAUAACAAAGGGUAGAAUCGAACUCAGGACCAUCCGGAUAGGUCUUCCGUCACCAAGGUCCGAGAAAUAUUCGAUUAAAUAGGGCCUGGCAAGAGGUUUCCCCUCGCGAAGAGGGUUCGGAAGUCGAUGGAAUUUUCAAUGAGCUCUAUCAGAGUGGCCCCUCUGAGAGCAUGAAUAAGCCGAUUCGUCGCCUAUUCUAUUAAUUCCUUCAUGGAUUAGUUUGGACCGAGAUGGUCGAUUUCUCUACGAUUCCCCGCAUUUCCCUCGUGGGCUGGAAGGAAUUUUCCAGUGGUCACGUUACUUAAUUGUUCUGAUGUCGAAAUGGACAAGUAUGGGAAAAAUACACUGACGAAGUUAAUAAAUCUUGAAGUUGAUU